AUGUCUGGCAAACUCCUCACUCCUAAAUUGUCCCACUGUGUCAAUGAAUACAUUUCAGUAGGCAUUGGUAUUCGUGAAUGCGUUGUUUUUGGGGUUGCAGGAAUUUUGGCAGGGGUCUACAUUGGUAGCUGCCUUGUUAAGGGUUAUAAUGCUAGUGUUUCUCAUAAUUCAGCACUUGCAGGAGUAGGAGCAUAUGGGAUCGAAGAACACCACUGGAGAAAUUCAGUAAGUUUUGCGGUUGAUCUGGAAGCUAUGGGUAUCAGUGAAUCCACACUCUUCCAGGGUACUGACCAUUGGGCGUUGGAAAGCUUUGCAGCUGUAGCCAAAUACCCAUCUGCUCAGAUAGCUUCACAGGAUGUUUUUCGUUCUGGAGCAAUAAAAUCUGCUACCGAUUUUCAAAUAUAUGAGGAAGUUGGCCGUCUUCCUGGACUUGAUUUUGCAUAUACCGAUACGACAUCUGUGUAUCAUACGAAGAAUGACAAGAUGACGCUUCUGAAACCGGGGUCUCUUCAGCAUAUUGGAGAUAACAUGCUUGCUUUCCUACUCCAUUCUGCAGCAUCUCCAAAAUUUUUGAAAGAUGCACAACAACGGAAGCAAGGAAACACAGAGCAGGAUAAAGCUGUUUACUUCGAUAUCCUGGGAAAGUACAUGGUGGUCUAUCCACAGCGACUUGCUACCAUGUUUCACAACUCAAUCAUAUUGCAGUCACUUCUAAUAUGGGGAACAUCAUUGCUUAUGGGUGGACACCCUGCACUGGUGUCCUUUGCAAUAUCAUGCUUGAGCAUCAUUCUAAUGUUGAUAUUUUCUUUCUGCUUACCAGUUGUGGUAGCAUUUGCUCUGCCCUACAUAUGUCCGUUUCCUGUUCCAUAUGUUGCAAACCCAUGGUUAAUUAUUGGCUUAUUUGGUUCACCUGCACUGCUUGGAGCAUUUAUUGGUCAGCAUAUUGGAUUUAUUCUCCUGAAGAGGCAUCUUCGACAUGUGUAUUCCAGAACAAAAACAGGCUUAACUCUUAGCACGAUGGAAAAUGUUAUUGACCUGGAAGCUGAGAGGUGGAUUUUUAAAUCUGGUUUUGUCCAAUGGCUAAUAGCUCUGAUACUAGGAACUUAUUUCAAGGUUGGAUCAUCAUAUAUAGCACUCAUCUGGCUUGUUUCGCCUGCUUUUGCAUAUGGUUUUUUGGAAGCUACUCUCUCCCCUGUUCGGCUACCUAAACAGCUUAAGGUUGUCACAUUGGUUCUGGGUUUGGCUGCACCAGUUGUGUCCUCUGCUGGUUUGGCUGUUCGCAUGGUCGAUGUAAUUGUUGGAAGUAUUGUACGCAUUGACAGGAAUCCUGGCGGACUACCAGACUGGCUUGGAAAUGUAAUAGUUUCGGUUGCCAUUGCUGUUGUCGUCUGUUCCACGUUUGUGUAUCUUCUUUCAUACAUUCAUAUCUCAGAAAGUGAUUCAGUUACAGGUGGUGCUCGACAGACAGUAGUAUCAGUUGAUACCAAGUCAUCGACACGUUGGACACUUGGAAUCAACAAAGAGGAAAUCGAUGACUUCACAGUUCAAGUGGAUUCAGAGAAAAUAGUCCUACUCGGCGAUAAGAGCGAGAUAGAUGGGUGGCAUACAAUCCAGUUCGCAGGUGGCAAAAACUCGCCGACAAAAUUCCAGCUAACCCUAUACUGGUCGAACAAGGCUACCGAAGCAUCUCAAAGAGAAGCUAAACAAGCAGCGGAAGUUCCUUUCCUGGUAAAACUAAGAACAGAUGUGAAUAGAGUCACACCACAGGUCGCAAGGGUUCUCGAGAAGCUGCCACGGUGGUGCACGCCCUUCGGCAAGUCCACUUCUCCUCACACGCUAGCUUUCCUGACGGCCCUUCGGGUCGAUAUUUAG
Miscanthus lutarioriparius is the source of this 1872-nucleotide messenger RNA. Lineage: Eukaryota; Viridiplantae; Streptophyta; Magnoliopsida; Poales; Poaceae. The record is from the annotation of a GenBank genome assembly.